AUGUUUUAUUCUGUACAUUCAACUCUUUCCUUUUUUAGUGCUUCCGUGGGCAUGCAUAUGAACCUGCCCAAAAUGGAGUCUUCUCAGAAUAUGUCUGUCCUGCGCGAGCUUUAUUCCAAAUGUAACAGAGGAUACUUGAAGGGGAAUCUGGAUUUCAAAGGCUAUUGUCAGACAUGGGUCCCUCUCUUCUCUAUGCUGUUUGAUGUCACCAGAAAUUCCGAAGUUGAAUCUCUGCUCAAUUACGGCCUUGACGAUGGCAGCCUCCCUUGGGCAGCAAUUCUGAGCGGAUACAAGGAUCCUGCUGAGGGAAAGAAUUUAUGGAGCGAGUUCCCAGACCAGCAGUGGAAGAUUUGCUUGUCAUUGCUGGAUCUUGAGAGAAAUCUCUCCGAUUUGGAGUUUCUCAGCUUGUCUACCUUCCCAUUCUUCGAGAGCAUCUCAAUUCAAAAUUUGGGGGAAAAAAUGCAGUCAGUCAGCACGACCGUAGGCAUCGGAAACAGAAGGAAUAACGAAAGAGAUUUCUUCGUGUUAGAAACAGACCACUGUCUGUCCCGUUCUACUCGGGUCGCAACUCAAGAGCGUGUAAAAAUUACAUCGAAUGGAUUCGAACAUUCACAAGAGACGCUAGCUGAUAUUUUUGCGGAAAAUAAACCUCCUUGCGACUACCAAGGCAUCAAAUAUAUGUGGGAACGAGUUCUCGGGAUGAUAUCUAGUGUGAUGGCCGUUCAUGGCCAUGUUAAAAACCUGCGAAUCGACUACAAUAUCACCCCAGCUACUAUACUAGUUUCUCCGGAUAGAGGUUCUGGAAAGAGUUUUUUCUUUAACUUCAAUACUACAAAUGGCGGGGGAUGCUAUGAAGCUGAUGAAGCAAAAAGUUACGCUGCUUUUCACAGCCGAAACUAUAGUAAGUCGAUCACAUUUCCACGGAUACAUGAUGCAUACAGAAUUGACCCUAGGUGUGUAGGCGCCCCUGAGCGUUCGUUUGAUACUAUGAGCAAUACCGAAAAAUGUUCAUCGGACGAUAUAUGGUCACUGGGGUGCAUCCUCCUUGAGAUCUCGGCUUUCAUUACGUACGGAAAUCAAGGCCUCCACGAGUUCCAGAAGCAAAGAAGGAUGGAGAUUGCGUCUUUACACAGAAAACUAGGAAACCUUGACGAUGCAUAUUUUCACGACAGCCACGGCCCGCUCGAAUCUGUGCGAAAAUUUGUCCAGGGGAUUCAUCGCAAUGGGCGGCGUUGUGACGAUAUCACCCCGCGGAUAGUAGACUUGGCUUUGAAUCGAUUAUUGGUUCCUCAAAAGACUAGGUGUACCGCAUUUGAACUCUUCAACAAGGUCGAUGAGGCUAUCGAAAUUAGCAAGGACGUUUAA
Clonostachys byssicola is the source of this 1365-nucleotide messenger RNA. The record is from the annotation of a GenBank genome assembly. Lineage: Eukaryota; Fungi; Ascomycota; Sordariomycetes; Hypocreales; Bionectriaceae.